AUGGGAGAGGAAAGUGGCAACGAGGAAGAAGCAGCUGGCUGGCACACCAGGGAGCUAGGCUCGGGGAUAGCUGGCAGCGGCUCCUCGCCUUCUUCCGAACCAGACGAUGGUGCUUCGGACGGAGGCUCGGAAGGAGGUUCCGGUGGUUCGGAGGGUGGUGCGGCAGAUGGUUCAGAAGCAGGUGCUAGGGCAGGAAGGGAUGGUUCGGCAGGUGAAGAUAGUGGUGCGAGCAGGGAUGGCUCAGCAACAGGCUCGGGAGUUGGUGGAAGAGAAGACGCAGCAACUGGUGAUGGUGCUGAUGAUGGUGAUGGUGUUACUGGUGCUGAUGGUGCUGAUGGUGCUGAUGGUGCUGAUGAUGGUGAUGAUGGUGAUGAUGGUGAUGAUGGUGAUGAUGGUGAUGGUGAUGGUGAUGGUGGUGGUGAUGGUGACAAUGUUGUUAAUGUUGAUGCUGAUAUUGAUGCUGGUGCUGAUGGUGAUGGUGCUGAUAAUGCAGAGGAUGCUGAUGACGCUGGCGAGGGUGGUGCUUCUAGCGAUGGUGGUGAUAAUUCUGGUGAUGAUAGUGCUGAUGGUGCCAAUGGUGCUGCUGAUGGUGCUGAUGGUGGUGAUACAGCUGGUGAUGAUGGCAAUGAUGGAUGA
Messenger RNA from Closterium sp. Yama58-4, 636 nucleotides. NCBI's taxonomy places the organism in Eukaryota, Viridiplantae, Streptophyta, Zygnematophyceae, Desmidiales, Closteriaceae. The record is from the annotation of a GenBank genome assembly.